Puma concolor (puma) is the source of this 5594-nucleotide messenger RNA. Lineage: Eukaryota; Metazoa; Chordata; Mammalia; Carnivora; Felidae. The record is from RefSeq and is a predicted model, not a curated record.
AUGGCGACGCGGGUUGAGGUCGGCUCCAUAGCUUCCCUGACGGGAGUGCCAGGCCUCGGCGAGAUCGCCCAGGAGGAGACCCUGAAGCGGACGUACUUCCGCCAGGCCGGUGACACCCCCGGGCCACCCUCCCCGCUGCUCUUGGAAGGAAAAAGCCCCCUCAGGAGCCCGGCCCGCUUACUCCCGCUGCCCAGACUUGCCCCCAAACCCUUCUGCAGGGAGAAGGUCCUGGACGUGAACCCCCCCGUCCCAUCCUUGGGGCCCGGCCCAACCAGCCCGUCUCCCUGUGGGCGCGCCCAGGACGUGGUGGCAAAGGACCUGGGCGAGAGGAUGCCUGGCUUGGUGGGGCAGGAGGCGGGGAACGGGGAAGGCCUGAGGAGAAGCUCGUCUUCGUUCAGCAAGGCUGCCUUCCCGCGGCCCCGACCCAGCACCAUGAUUCUCUUUGAAACCACCAAAGCCGGCCCCAUUCUGGGGAAGGGGGCCAAUGAGGGGGCUCGGGAGGCCACCACGGGCGUGUCUCAGGAGCCCGCAUUGGGCUCCCGGCCCGAGGUGGCCGCCAAGCCCGCCCUGCCCGCCCGAAAGCCUGCGACCCUUCCCCGACCGGCCUCCUUGUCGCAGGACACCAGGCCAGCUGCCCCCCAAGAAGAGAAAGGCCCAAACGAGCCUGUCUCAAAGGCCAGCGGUGUGGAGGACACGGGUGACCUCGCUCUGGAGCCCAGGCCUCUCCAGAGGAGAAGGCCUGUGUCGGCCAUUUUCAUCGAAUGCAUUCAGCCUCAGAAGCCAGGCCCAGGCGGGGCGGCCGCGGUGGGGAAAGCACCCCCCACCCCGCCUGAGAAGACAUGGGUGAGGAGGCCCAGGCCCCUGUCCGUGGACCUCACGGCCCGGUUUGAGAGCAGAGAGGCCUUGCUGAAGAAGGCGGCCGAUGAGGCCACUGCGGGUUCCACUGCCCAGUGUCGGGGGCCCGAGAGGUCCGACCCGGAGCCCAAAGUGGAUGGGGAGUGUUUGGUCAAAGCAAACCUUCGCCUUUGUGACCCAGACUCAGACUUCCCAGAGGUAGCCAAGAAACCCCGAGAACAGAAGGAGAGGGUGCUUUUUAAGCAGGCGGAGACAGGCAGCCUCAGAAGUGCUGGGGGCUCAGCCAGGGGCACCCCCACGGUUGACCAGCACCCCGGGGAGGAGAAAGUGAAGCUGCUCAGGGAGCCGGAGAAGGUGCCCCCGCCCCUCUCGCCCAGGCCGGGAAAAGACCAAGAAUUUGCUGAGGUUAGGAGCAGAGCCGCCGACGGGGAAAGCCGGCUGGAGGGUGGAUGGACCCUCAGGGGCAGCAUCAAGAAGGGCAUCAGCCUGUUUGGGGAGGAGAGCACUUUGGCUUUGGCUGCAGAAUCGGAACCCCCACCGGCCACCCCUGAGCCCCCGUUGGCUGCCCCAGAGCGUGGGAAAGCGGUUGUGAGCGUCCAGGAGCGGAUCAAAGGCUGGGCCGCUGAGAGCUCAGAGGCAAAGCCAGAGAUCAGGAGAAAGCCCUUCCAGGCACGGCCGUUGUCGGCGGAUCUGACCAAACCGUUUUCAAGCCCAGCUUCAAGCAACGAAGUCCGAUAUGAGAAGUGUUCUGAGCUAAGUGGCGAGCUUCCUCAGGAACCUGGAGAAAAGCAAAAGGAAGGGCAUGGUGUGGAUAGAGCAUCCGUCCUGAGAAGCUCCUGGAAGCCUGGAACGCUCCGAGAGAAGUCGAGGCAGACAGAGUGGAAGGACAGUCCUAACCAAGUCCCUGGCAACCAUCGGGGUGAGAGCUCGGUGGGGGCUCUGAGCCCUUCUGACAGCACUCCAGAAGAUGAUGGAAGCUUCCAGACUGUGUGGGCCACGGUGUUUGAGCAUCACGUGGAGAGACACACAGUGGCUGACCAGUCAGGACACCGUCCCUCGGCCACAGCCCCCAGAGAUGUGACUGAUGCCAGUGUCUCAGGGUUCAGACCCAGGCACGAGAGAAGCUCAUGGCUGGGGAAGGACCUGCCUGAAAAGACAGCCCUCAAGAAACAGAGCUCCAGAAGGUUCGAAAAUCCUGAUGCAGAGAAAUGGGGACAGACUGCCCUUUCAAAUGGUGAACCCAGACAGUGUCACGUGCCCUUCCCGGAAGAAUACCCUUUGGACGAGAAACACAAUAAGAACCCCUUCCUCCAACGUGCUGAAAACCCUCCCUCAUCCCAGAGGGUCGAGCCCAAGUAUGACAUGAUGCACACAGUGGGCAAGUGUGCGCACAGUGAGGCCGUCUCCGUGGCGUUGGAGGAAAGAGCCAUGACCCUGCGAAGUGGCAGGUCUCGGCUCUCACCAAAGGGGAGGCAGCAGGCCCGUGAGGUCACCCCUGCAGAGCCAGAGUACAGGCUGGAAGGUCAGGCGGGGUCCGUCCACAGGGCCAGUUUGAUUUGGGAAGCUCAAGGGACUCAUGAGGUCAGUGAGCCAAGGCCUGACUUCCGGGAGCCAAAGGACACGUUUGGGGGCAAUUGCCUGUCACCCAAAUGGACAGGGGGGGCGACCUUGAACUGGCAUAAAGCCACCGUGGUGGCCAGUGAAGAGAAAGGCUCGGAACUGAGCCCCGGGGCCAACAGCGAGCGCUCAGCCAGGUCGUGCGGCUCCGAAGUCCCUUCUGGGAGGGCCAUCCAGGUGGCUGUCUGGGAGGCUCCGCACGAGGGGCCCGCUGGGGCCAGAAACAAGUCAGGAGGCUGCAGCUCAGCGGGAGAAAGGGGUCCCCCCCGGGGGUGCCCUCUGGAUCCUCUCUGUCUGGCUAAGGACGAGCCCUCUGACUUCCGAGCCCGGCCACAUCCAGAAGCGCUUGUGCAGAGAGGGCCCCUCGCUGUGGCUUCCGGUGAGGGUGAACCCAGGCCAGCCCAGGCACCAGAGCCUGAAGUCAAGAUGCGGAAGGCGGGUCCCGCGGACCAGAGAUUCGAGAGGUGGCGACGGCGGACAUUACCGCACGACGUGAAGUUUGAGGAGUUCAGCUUCCUGGCCCCAGAAAACACCUCGAAGGUGGAGCAGAGGCGAACAGACCGUUUGAGCCCCACCGUCAGUGCCUUAAGAAAACCCCAGCUCUCCCACAACAGGGUGGAGGCCCAGGAGGAGAACCCAAGUGCUUCACAGGACCAGACUCGCCCAGCGGUGAAGCAACGGUCCUCUCUGGAACCCAAGGCGACAUUUUUUGCAGUGACAUAUCAGAUUCCUGACACUCAAAAAGCAAAAAGUACUGUUAAGUCAGGGCCCGAAAACUUGACGGAACAUUCUAGAAAACCAGCACCGCCUCCAUCUCCUCAUCCUCGAACACCUACCUUGGCUUCUCUUCACCAUGAAGGGCCACUGGAGAGCAAGGGCAGUAAAAACUGGACUAAGGGCAGAGAGCACGGCCACACAAGCUUUUCAAAGCCUCUGAAGCCAACAGACCGUCUGUCACCUCUUGGAGACAGGAUUCUGGAUCCUUCUGUUGAAAGAAUCAUGGAUGCCGACGCCUCGUGGAGUCAUCGGAGACCAGAAGAUGGCACCGGUUUUCAGAACAGUUGGAAGGAUUGUGGGACCAAGACGUCCCCCAGCGGCGCUCCCAAAACACCCCCGGCUUCCAAAAGUCACCCAGAAGCCAACGAUCUCCUCGCCAGAAGGGGCACUGAGGGGGUCAGUGCAAGGGUCCCGGGUAAAAUCAGAGAUGGCUACAGAUCCAGUGUUCUUGACAUUGACGCCCUGAUGGCAGAGUACAAGAAGCAGGAGGUGGAGGAACCCCUGGAGGGGGCACCCUCGGUGCCCAGCGGCUCGACUCAGGAGAGGCCAGGCCAUCUAGGCAGGGUGGAACCAAGAAGGAGGAGCUGGAAGGAGAGGCCCGAAGCCGAGGGUCUCCAGAAACAAGCAGGUUUCACCGAAGCAAACCACAGUUCCGCUCCUGGCCCUGGCAAGCCACGGGCAGAGACCCCGGGGGCAACCACAAACACCAAAUCCAGCUCUCCACUGUGGGCUCUGCCAGUCUCAGCUCCUUCUGAAAAAUAUCCAGGGGUUUCUUCAGGCCCCACCGGUCCCAGGAGAAAAGACUCAGGAAUCCCCGAGGAUGACAGAAGGGCCUUUGCUAGUAAACAUCAAGGUGCAAAGUAUUCAAAUUACCCAGCCGAGUCAAAGCCCCCAACCUGGGAGGAUCUGGGCAGUGGGGCCAGCGUGUUGCCCAAGUCAUCCCCCGCUCACCAGAAGAAAGGGACCCCGAGGAAAUCCAUCGGGACGGAAGAGGAGGCCAGUGUGUUCCAGUGGGGUGAUCACCCUUAUGACCGUGACAGGUCACAGCUGGAUGUCAAGAGAGCCUAUUCGGAGAAGGGUCCGCCUGCCAAAAUCCGAGAGGGCCUGUCUGCCAUGCAGGAAGCCAGAGAGAGGAGACGAGAGUGGCCCCAGGGGAGGUCCAGCCUCCCCGGAGACAGUUCUGAGGUCAAGGAGACCAAAAUGGGGCUCUGUCGGCGAGAGUCGGGGACUCGAGACACUCAGAAGGUGCUGCCACAAGACCCAGAGAGGGAGGAUGCCCCGCAGGACAGUGAGCAGCUACUCUGGCAGGUGUCCCCUGCAGCCUCGGGUCCCCGGAGAAGUCACAGUUUCUGCAAAGACAGGAGGAGCGGGCCUUUUGUGGACCAACUGAAGCAGUGUUUCUCCAGGCGGCCCCCUGAAGCCAAGGACACCGACACCCUCGUGCAGGAAGCCGACAGCCAGUAUGGGACGUGGACAGACCAGCGCCAGAGCGGGGAGAGUCUGGCUCCCGAGUCCCCGUCCCCAGACAGCAGUGCCGUGUCGGUGCGGAAACAGUUGCCCGGCAGCCGCCUGUCCUCCCUGUCCUCCCAGACGGAGGCCACCUCGGCCGGGGACCAGCACAGCGGCUCCAGGGACCAGCGGAGCACCAGCGUGGACCAAUCCAGCACUGACCUGGAAUCCACCGAUGGGACGGAGGGGCUGCCCCCGCCGGACGCUUGCCCUGCGAAGAGCGUGGACGACUUCUCCUUCAUUGAUCAAACCUCAGUCCUCGACUCAAGUGCCCUCAAGACCCGGGUGCAGCUCAGCAAGAGAAGCCGCCGCCGGGCUCCCAUCUCCCACGCCCUCCGGCGCAGCCGAGUCAGCGAGUCGGAGAGCAGGUCUCCUUUGGAGGACGAGGCUGACAGUGCGUGGAUGUUCAAGGACUCAACGGAAGAGAAAUCUCCCAGGAGGGAAGAGUCCGAUGAGGAGGAGAAGCCACACAGGGCCGAGAGGACCCCCACCGGCCAUCCCCAGAGGAUGCCCGUGUUUCCAGGCAUGGACCCGGCCGUGCUAAAGGCUCAGCUGCACAAGAGGCCAGAGGCAGACAGUCCCAGCGAGACCCCAGGCUGGACCCCCCAGCCCAAGACCCCCAAGUCCCCCUUCCAACUGGGCAGUCGUGUGUUGCCCUCCAGCAUGGAGAAGGACGACAGGUCGGAAGAGCCCUCUCCCCAGUGGUUAAAGGAGCUGAAAUCAAAGAAGAGGCAAAGCCUGUAUGAGAACCAAGCUUGAGCAGACGGGACACUGCCACGUCUAAUGAACAGAAGCCUUAACUGUCAGAACCUGAAGACGAGGCCACGCUGCUGCCA